This is a messenger RNA of Dovyalis caffra, 156 nucleotides long. NCBI's taxonomy places the organism in Eukaryota, Viridiplantae, Streptophyta, Magnoliopsida, Malpighiales, Salicaceae. The record is from the annotation of a GenBank genome assembly.
AUGAGACAAUUUGAUGCUAAUUUGUGGUUCAAACUUGAACGUCCAACUGCACCACAAGAUCAGUGGUACAAAAACACACAACCUAUGUCACCUUCCACAGAGGAGCACCGAAUCCAUUUCACAGCCACUGGACCAGGAAAUCAAGAACUCGCAUAG